Molecule: messenger RNA, 1533 nt
Organism: Dibothriocephalus latus
Lineage: Eukaryota; Metazoa; Platyhelminthes; Cestoda; Diphyllobothriidea; Diphyllobothriidae
Source: the annotation of a GenBank genome assembly
AAUCAUGACAUUGGAUCGCACGGCAAAUGCUUUAACUUCCUCUAUCAGGGUAGUGUCUCACUAUGGGUUGUUCGACGGUGGUCGAUAAACCGCCAGGAUGUCAAGGGCUUGAGACCCCGUCGUUCUGACGGUGAGCAAAAGGGCCUCUAUGUCGGGCGCGAGGUGGUUGGAAAACCCUUUACCAUGAUUCUUCCGCCUCCCAAUAUCACGGGAGAUCUGCACCUGGGCCAUGCUCUGACGGCGGCCAUUCAGGAUGCCAUCUGUCGAUGGGAACGUUUUCCGACAUCGCAGCAGAUGAAGGGGCGGAAUGUGCUCUGGAUUCCUGGAAUGGAUCAUGCGGGGCUGGCUACACAGAUGGUUGUUGAAAGACACCUGUUUGGAGACACCUGCGACCUCCAGGGUUCACGAAACCCCCGACUUCAGAUGGGUCGUGAGGCCUUUGUUCAAGAAGUCUGGAAGUGGAAGGAUUCAAAGGGGACAAAUAUCCUCGCGCAACUGAACCGCCUAGGUCUACUGUUGGACUGGUCUCGUGAGUAUUUCACCCUGAGCCCGGAGCACAGCAAGGCCGUGAACGAAGCUCUGUACCGGCUCUUCAAGACUGGACUCAUCUAUCGGUCAAAUAGUCUGGUCUUCUGGUGUUGUCAUCUGCGAUCGGCCAUCUCAGACAUCGAGGUCGAACACAAAGUCCUUACCGAGAUGUCCAGACUGCCAGUUCCGGGUUAUGCUGACCCACAGUCCUUUGGUUACGUUGACGUCUUCGACUACCAACUGACAUCUUCCGAUCAGCCCGUCGUAUCCAAGUCCAGAAGGCCCUGUGGUACGGUCCCUGUUGCUACCACUAGACUGGAAACAAUGCUGGCAGAUACAGCACUUGCUGUUCACCCCAGCGACACGCGAUUUGCACAUCUGAUUGGACGGAGUGUCCUCCAUCCCUUUUGUAGUUCGCGCCAUAUCCCAAUCAUCGCCGAUGAUGUGCACGUGGACCCCAACCAGGGCACUGGUGUUGUCAAGGUAAGCCCAGGUCACAGUAUGGUCGAUUGGGAGAUAGCUACCAGGCAUGGUCUUAAGGCUAUCAACAUGCUCAGCGACGACGGCACUGUGAACUUCGUUGGACGCUUUGCUGUCGGUGAGUCCGCAGAAUUCCUGGCUCCGGUCGGUGCCGUCAGCCUUCCCGUCUGCUCUCGCUCAGGUGAUGUGAUCGAACCGCUUCUGCGCGAGCAGUGGUUCGUGAACACGGACUCGAUGGCCGACGCUGCACUCCGGGCCGCACAGACUGGUCAGGUGCGCAUAUCACCGAGCUUUUAUGAACCAACUUGGUGUGAUUGGCUGGCUCCGGAGAAACGACGUCAUUGGUGCAUCAGCCGACAAGUUUGGUGGGGCCAUCGCAUGCCGGCCUAUCGGAUUCCGGAGAAGUCUUCUGAUUCGCCGUCUGUCGAGGCUGUUGAUUUUCCUGAUGGCAAUUUGGUUUGUUUGUCUGACCUAAAGGCACUCUUUGGGGUCUCUGCUAUCAGCCUCCAUGGACGUUUCAUGUAG